Molecule: messenger RNA, 510 nt
Organism: Morus notabilis
Lineage: Eukaryota; Viridiplantae; Streptophyta; Magnoliopsida; Rosales; Moraceae
Product: lachrymatory-factor synthase
Exons: 1
Coding region: 1-510 (169 amino acids)
Source: RefSeq, a predicted model, not a curated record
AUGGCUGAAGAAAAGAGCCAGGAAAAAUGGGAAGGAGAAGUCUCAGGUCAGUUAAAAAGCUCAAAAGCACGAGAUGUUUGGCCUCUGAUUGCGGAUUUUUUCAACCUACACAAGCUGCUCCCAACGCUCGACCAGUGUCACCAAGUGGGCAGUGAGGUCACCGGCGUUCAGCCGGGUGUUAUCCGCUACUGCGGGUCCACGACAACGUCGCCCUCCAGCGAGACGAUUACCCAGUGGGCCAAUGAGAAGCUGACAGAGAUCGAUCCGGUCAAACGGAGUCUGAGUUACGAGAUCACUGAAAACAACGUGGGGUUCAAGUCUUGGGUGGCGACCAUGCAAGUAUUGCCGAUCGACGGUGAUGAAGAGGGCGGGAGUGAGAUCAAGUGGUCGUUUGUUGGAGAUCCCGCUGAGGGUUGGACUUAUGAGAUUAUGGUGGGGUAUCAUGAUUCUUCUCUCCAAACCAUUGCUAAGAAAAUAGAAGAUGCUUUGAGCUCUAAAGUUAAUAGUUAA